Molecule: messenger RNA, 1245 nt
Organism: Bombyx mandarina (wild silkworm)
Lineage: Eukaryota; Metazoa; Arthropoda; Insecta; Lepidoptera; Bombycidae
Gene: Fsn
Product: F-box synaptic protein
Biological process (GO): proteasome-mediated ubiquitin-dependent protein catabolic process; synapse assembly involved in innervation
Cellular component (GO): synapse; SCF ubiquitin ligase complex
Molecular function (GO): protein binding
Source: RefSeq, a predicted model, not a curated record
AUUUUUCCAUACUUGAUGACUGGCUGUUUGAGACCAGUCCCUUUUGUAACAAAAGUCCAAAGUGGACAAAACAAAAUAAAACAACUUAACCUGAAACUCAGAAUUUCCAAUAAAUUUCAUCAAAAGCAAUAAUAUUAAAAUUCAAUCACUAACCCGCUGUAACCAUAGAUCUUUCUAAAAAGGUAUUAUAUAACUACCAAAAUUGUGCAUUUAAAAUUAAAUGCUUAUUUCUACUAUAAGAUGCGUCAAAUUCAUAGAUACAAAAAAUAUGCUUUUGCUGAAAUCAUACCUGACCAUAUUUUGGAACUUAUUUUUUUGUAUCUAAGAUUGAGAGAUAUUCGAAACUGUGCGUUGGUAUGUAAGACUUGGUAUAGAAUGCUCAGUGAUGAGAAUAAUGAAGUGUGGAGAUAUCAUUGUUAUAGAAGAUUAACAGAAGAAAUGAUGAAAUCUGAUUUACUUUCGUGCCUCAGAACUUAUAGAGAAAAACUUAGAGCAUAUUGCCAUGCUUGGAAUCCGUAUGAUUGUUCGAGAAACAUUUAUAUCAAACCAAAUGGAUUUACUUUACACAGAAAUCCUGUAGCACAGAGUACAGAUGCUUGUAGAGGAAAGGUUGGAUUUUAUCGUGGUCGUCAUGCUUGGGAAAUUAUAUGGGAAGGUCCCCUUGGCACAGUAGCUGUCAUAGGGGUGUCAACUAGAGAUGCACCAUUGCAAUGUCAAGGAUAUGUAGGAUUGCUUGGUUCAGAUGAACUGAGUUGGGGCUGGAAUCUUGUUGAUAAUCAUUUAUUACACAAUGGUGAUACUCAAGGACAUUAUCCAUUGUUAAAUAACUGCCCCAAAUAUCAAGUUGGUGAAAGAAUAAGAGUGAUACUUGAUUGUGAUCGUCACACCCUCUCAUUUGAAAGGAAUUAUGAAUUUUUAGGUGUUGCAUUCCGUGGUCUACCUAAUAAAAGACUUUAUCCAACUAUAUCAGCAGUGUAUGGAAAUACAGAAGUUUCUAUGGUGUAUGUAGGUCCUCCGCUAGAUGGUUGAUAGAAAAUCUACUUAAUUAUAACUGGUAUCUAGUCAAAUAAUUGUGAUAUAAUGACAUUCUGGAAAACAUCUUGGUUUGUAUUCUUAAUAGUAUUUGAUAUGAAAUUAUUCUGUUUUUGUUUUAUGCUACUUAAAAUGUUCAAUUUUCUAUUUUACAUUUGUCAAUAUUAUUUAUUUCUUACUGAUUAUAUGUUAUGUAGGUAUUCAUUAUAUAAA